Molecule: messenger RNA, 864 nt
Organism: Penicillium bovifimosum
Lineage: Eukaryota; Fungi; Ascomycota; Eurotiomycetes; Eurotiales; Aspergillaceae
Product: fumarylacetoacetate hydrolase family protein
Exons: 4
Coding region: 1-864 (287 amino acids)
Molecular function (GO): catalytic activity
Source: RefSeq, a predicted model, not a curated record
AUGUCUCCCAGCUGGACCAACCUCGUCAAGUUCAUCAGCGAAGAAGAUGGCCAACCCCACCUCGGCGAAGUCGAUUCCAAGACCUACCCAGAUGUCGGCCUCGCAGUCCUAAAAGGCGAGAAAAUCGCAGUCAAACUAGUCAAGGGCACAAUCUUCGACGGCGUCGUAACAGACACAACCAUGCACAUCGCCCGCCUGCUCGCCCCAAUCGGCAUCGAAGAAGUCCCCAUCAUCCGCUGCCUGGGCCUCAACUACCGCGACCACGCCAAGGAAGCAAACAUGCCCAUCCCAGACGUGCCAGUCCUCUUCAUCAAGCCCCGCACAGCUCUCAACGGUCCCUAUCCGGCCAAGAUCAACGUCCCCAAGCUCGCUCAGGACGGCUCCAGCGACUACGAGGCUGAGCUCUCUAUCAUUCUGUCCAAGUCUGGUCGGGAUAUCCCCGAGUCGGAAGCUAUGGAUUAUGUUCUUGGAUACACGUGCAGUAACGAUGUCAGUGCUCGCACGCAGCAAUUUAAGAAUAGCCAGUGGUGUUUCUCAAAAGGUCUCGAUGGAUCGUGCCCAUUGGGUCCCGUUCUGGUCUCGCCUUCUGCUAUCGGUGACCCGCACAACCUUUCCAUUAAGGCAAUUCACAACGGGAGUGUGGUGCAGGAUUCCAAUACUCGGGAAAUGAUCUUCGAUAUCGCAAAGACUAUUGCUUUCCUUUCACAGGGUACUACUCUGGAGAAGGGAACUGUCAUCAUGACCGGCACUGGUCCUGGCAUUGGUGCCAUGCGCAACCCUAAGGUUGUGUUGAAUGACGGUGAUGAUAUGCGGGUUGAGAUUGAGAAUAUUGGUACUUUGAUUAACAAGGUCCAUUAUGAGUAG